AUGGCAGUAUCCAAAACCCAGCCUCCUGAAUCAGGGACAGUCAUCUCCACCCUGUCUGUGAAUGCUGCUGAGUUUUACCCUGCUGGAUACUCUGUAAAUGUUGUAGAAGAAAAUGGAGCAUAUCCAGUCCAUGAGAUGAGCUUGUCAGAAUAUGUUCAAGACCUACUGAACCAUUUAACUCAACAGCCUGGGAGUUUUGAGGCCGAAGUCUACCAGUUUACAGAUGUGCUAAACAACUGCAUUACCACAGAAGAAUCCUUACAGGAACUUGUGGAACUUGUCUAUCAGCAGGCAACAUCGGUACCAAACUUCUCAUACACAGGAGCACGUCUGUGCAAUCAUCUGUCUAGUAACCUGGUGAUAAACCCACAGAACUGGAACUUCAGACAGUUGCUGCUCAAGAGGUGUCAGACAGAAUUUGAGAAGAGAGACCAGGCAGCAAAGGGCGAUGAAGCUACAAGAAAGCGAUUUCACGCUUUUGUACUUUUCCUGGGUGAACUUUAUCUUAACCUUGAGAUAAAAGGGGCGAAGGGUCAGGUGACUAGAGCACAGAUCCUGCAAAGUGGCCUCAAGGAGCUGUUGGAUGCCUUAUUCUCCAAUCCAGUAGAUGAUAAUGUAAUUUGUGCCGUGAAACUGCUGAAGUUAACUGGAUCAGUCCUUGAAGAUGCAUGGAAAGAGAAAGGGAACUCUUACAUGGAAGAAGUGAUUCAGAGAAUGAAGAAUGUAGUUCUGGAUGCACACUGUAGCAGGGAUGUGAAACAAAUGCUUUUGAAAUUGGUGGAACUUCGGUCAAGUAACUGGGGAAGAGUUUAUACAGCGUCAACUUUCAGUGAAUCCACUCCUGAAAAUGACCCCAAUUAUUUUAUGAAUGAGCCCACAUUUUAUACGUCCGAAGGCAUUCCCUUCACUGCAGCAGAUCCAGAUUAUCAAGAGAAGUACCAGGAGAUGCUGGAUAGAGAGGAUUUCUUCUAUGAGGAGAAUGGAACAGACUUACCUGGUUCAGGGGACUCGUUCCUUGAUGGUUUAGAUGAUGAUGAAAUGGACCCCGAGAUGGAAGAAGCUUAUGAGAAGUUUUGCUUGGAGUCAGAACGUAAAAGAAAACAAUGA
Molecule: messenger RNA, 1107 nt
Organism: Staurois parvus
Lineage: Eukaryota; Metazoa; Chordata; Amphibia; Anura; Ranidae
Source: the annotation of a GenBank genome assembly